This is a messenger RNA of Clupea harengus (Atlantic herring), 6119 nucleotides long. It is a transcript of the gene rgs17, whose product is annotated as regulator of G protein signaling 17. The record is from RefSeq and is a predicted model, not a curated record. NCBI's taxonomy places the organism in Eukaryota, Metazoa, Chordata, Actinopteri, Clupeiformes, Clupeidae.
GUGAAUGCUGUUUGACUGCUCCCCCCUAUCAGAUAUAUUGGUGUGUAUGUGAGAUUUUUUUAUUUGUUGCUUCUGGUUUGUAGUUCCUGUGCAGAUGAGGUUACGUCAUGGCUCAUGCCAUUGUGUAUGAUUGUAGCUGUCUGUGCAACAGCUGUUGAAAUGCAGCACAUCUGUUUGCAUCAUUUUGGACAAAAAACCAACAUGCAGUAAGAUCAUUUCCUAGCUAUGCACACUGUUUGACGACUAUGAGUAACGCUUUUAUUCAGAGGUCGGGCUUAACCCUACUGUUGCGGUGGAGAUGUGAUGACACCGAAAGUGUUACAUUUUGCCUUUAGGCCUACAGUGUAACCAGGUCCCCACACACACCCCAGCCUUGCUUGUCCAACAGUCAUUGGGCCGCCAGAGUAACAUCCCCCUCAGAGCUGCUCUUUGUGAAUGAUGGUAAAAGGAGGUCCGUGCUGUGCAGCCAACCGUGACUAGUGCUAUGCAUCACUUGCUGUUGCUCUGGAAUGUGUACGAUGAAGUGCACAGAGAGAGGAGGGAGAGGGAGAGAGAAAGAUAGAGACAGAUACAGAGAAAAUAUCCCCUACUUACUAAGCCUGGCCCCCUUCUGCCUUAGUAGGUGCCCAUAUGAGUUGGCGUCACCACAAAAUUGUUACACAAAGUCGAAGGGACUUGCCUCUGCUAUUUGACAGACAACACAGCAAGCUUGUAGGAUUUGCCCAAUGAUUGCUGAAUUUAAACACAUGCAAAUCCUUAAUGGUUCAACAUAUACAGUUACAAUAUAUAGUUCCUCAGAUAACAAUAUAGGUUUACGUAUAGUCAUGUAACCCUCGCUAAAACAUAACACACACACCCAUGCACAUACACACACACACAGACAUUCAAACACACACAUGUUCAGUAUCUCCAAGUCAUUAUGUGUUCUGAGGUUUCAAGCAGAUUUUCUGACAUUCACUGUUUCGUCAUCCAUUGUAAGCAGCUACACUAUUGUUAUACACUCAAACAAAACAAACCCAAGUAUCUUUGAUGACUGAAUACUGAGUGAAUUCUGAUAUCUGUUACUGUGUGUUCUAGACCCUUAGUGUGAAACACUGUACAUGACUUUACUGUGUAAAUACAGUAAGAGAGUGAAAAAGUAGUGUUAGUGCCCGUGGGUUCGUGCAUCAGUUAAUUCAAAGCAGCCACUGCUGCACCAGCGUGUCUGAACAUUUCGUCUCAGGAGAUGGCAAGGGUAGAAAUGGGGCAGGAAUGUAAUUGAAUGUUUUAGUUGAGGGUACUUACCUUUAACACGAUAUGUUAAAUACACAUAAAAAUGGAUCCAAAUCUUUUUAGAAGUAUCAUGGUUUUGUACAGCUUGGCUAAUAUAAUGAUUGUCUAACAAAUACUGUAGAUUGACCUCACUGUAGAUAUCAUACGUCAGUGCCUUUUUUUUGGAGAUUCACCACCACCUCAUGACGUCAUCGUCUGCUAUGCCUGGGUUGUGUUUGCAAAAUAGCAUUGGAAAAAUACUCUUCAUUUAUUACUGGUUCCUACGAAUAUAAUGAGAGUCCUAUUUGCAUACCUGUGCUGCUGUCUGAAAGUCUAGCAAGUAAGAACAAUGGUGUUCCUCACCAGGUUUUGCAUCAGCCUGCAUGUUUUUCCACUGGCUAUGCCUUAUUAACUGGUGGCCACUGACGUUUUUGCAUAUUUGCACAGGCUCCCCAGUUACAGUGUCACACAGGGACAUCAGAAGUGUAUGGCGAACUGUCAGUUCAGGAAUGCCCACGGUGUCUCGAUGGCCGUAGUUUUGAGUAAGAGGAGAAGUAUAAUGGUGGACAACAGAGCAAUGCAUGUCCAGCCGCAAAGUGGAAGUGGAAGUGAGAUGAGAAAACGGCAGCAGCCACACAUUGAAGGACCCCCCCAGGCUCCCGGCCCCCCCAGGCCCAACACCUGCUGCUUGUGCUGGUGCGGUUGCUGCAAAUGCCUCUGGAAUGACGACAGAGUGGAACGCCCUGAAAGGCCAAAAAUGGACAGCAUAGAAGAAACAGAAGAGCAGCCUCCCACACUGGAGGAGGUGGUCUCCUGGGCACGCAGCUUCGAGCAGGUGAUGCGUUCCGUGGAAGGCCGGAACAUUUUCCAGGAAUUCCUGCGCUCGGAGUACAGCGAGGAGAACCUGCUGUUCUGGAUCGCCUGUGAAGAGCUGAAGAAGGAGACCGACCCCACGGCCAUCGACGAGAAAGCCAGGAUCAUCUAUGAGGACUACGUCUCCAUUCUUUCGCCAAAAGAGGUGAGCCUGGACUCUCGAGUGAGGGAGGGCAUCAACCUGAGCCUGUCCGAGCCCAGCCAGCUGAUGUACGAGGAGGCCCAGCUGCAGAUCUACACUCUGAUGCACCGGGACUCCUUCCCUCGCUUCCUCAACUCCACCUUUUACCGGGACCUUCUCGAGAACAGGAGAGCCUCCUGCCUUGACACCUAAAAGGCCCCUCCCUCCCCCCCUCCCUCGCCACAGAGCGCAGCCCGUCACCGUAACUUUUUACGAAUACGACACAAACAAAAAACAAAAACGAACCCACGCAAAACACAAGGUGCCACAACGGGGGAAAAGGUGUGUGACGUUUUUAAGCUAAGCAAUCUUUUGUGCGACUCACUAGCGCUCAGUUCCUGCUCAAGUGCCCAGCGGAGCUCCUCAGGCAACUGUGACGUUGAGGGACGAGAUGAAACAAACGAUAAACGACAGACACUCUUGCUUCCUGUACUGUACUUUCUGAAGGAACCUUGCUCUUCAUUCCUCGUUCACUAAUCUCUUUCUCUUUCUCUGCCUGUCUCUCUCUUUCUCUUUUCUUUCCUGCCUGGCACUAUCUGUCUCCCUCUCCGUCUUUUGCUUCUGCCAUCCUCUCGUUCUGUCGUUCCCUUCUUCAUUUCUCUUCCUUCUAACACCCUCAUGAUGUCUCAUAAUUUAAGGCAGAUUUUAAUGUCAGUGCCCAUUUUCGGUAGGAAUGUGGAGCUUGACCACACAGAUCAAGAAAAAAAAAAGCACCCUUUUUGCAUGAAACAAACAAAAAAAAGUAUUCUAACUUGACGUUUAAGGGGUGGACUUUUUUUGGAGAGGACCUUUUCAUUUGUUGUCAUGGUGACAGGCCCUGCCAAGCUCUUGAGGUACAUGGUGGGAACUUAGAUUUUAUUGCCAACUGUCAUUUUUGAAAGGAUAUAGGACAGAGUAGAAACCAUCGUGACUGCGUCACUUUUCCGUCUCUGGCAGAGUUAUGUUAAGUUAGGGAGAGAAAGAAAACAGCAAACAAAAAAAAACAACAGCAAGGGCUAGAAUUGAGGCCGGGCAGCUAAACCGAAUCACCGAUGUUAUUAACCACUGCAAAAAUCACAUUGCCUAUUUUUUUAAAUGGGCAGAAGAAAUAGCUGCUGAAGUUGGUACCAAACUUGAGUUUGUUACGCACAUCCAUCCUGUCCUUCCCAGAUGGUUGUAAAGAAAGAUGGUAUGAAAGAGAGAAAGAGAGAGAGAGAGAGAGAGAGAGUUAGAGGUACAUAGGUGCUGGUAGUGAGGUGUCAUUCUAGCUAGAGCAAAUAAGGGGAGCCUUUUUAACAUUGAAAAUAAAUUCCCCCAUCUAUUUGUCAGACUACUUGAGCAUUAGAGAAUUGUUUCUAGCAGAUAAACAAUGGUUUAUUUUUUCAUGUGCAUACUGUAUGUGUGUUUUAGCAUAUCAUUUAAAGAGGAGUGAUCCUGAUGCCUUGUUUUAGGAGGUAGCUGUACAGUACUUAUUUGCUUUAGCACUGCAAAGCUGUCUGCAUACAGUGGGUAUUGCAUUGAUGAGAACGUGAACUCUAUUCUUUAAAGAAUAUGUUUCGUUUGUUUAUUGAGAGAGAGAAACAAAUCAAAAAUCAAACCAUAAAGUGGAAUCAGAUAAUGUUUUGGGUUUUAAGUUCAGGAUUGUUUUGACAGUGAAGGUUUUCUCCAGGCUGUUGCAUUGCAGAUGUGUUGUCACAAGACACUAGGGACAGCAGUCUUAAGCUUUUGAAACUCAGAAAUGAAAAGAUACAAUGCUGUAAUAGAAAGAGAGAGGGAGAAUGCAGCUGUUUAUUCUUUCUCCAGAUGUUGCCAAUAUUAUCCUCCACAUUUAGUGUGAUGUGGAGACUGUAUUACCCCCCACGGAAUCUACCAAGCAAAUGGAAGUAACGUCUCCGUCACUAUUUUCUUGUGAGUGCAGUCUAGGUUAGGGCUACUCAGACCUACUCCACUCUGCCUGGGUUUUCUGUGGUUCUCAGUUUGACUGUGUAAUGCAUUCAACCAUGAAUUGUGAAUUGAUAUUGAUUGCUGAGACUUUGGUCACACCUGACAUACAGGUAAAGGGAGUGUGCAAAUGUGACAGUCCUCACACCUCGAGGGCUGGGAUCUGAUUAACGGGUUUAAAGGUGCGAUGCUAUCUGGUUUUUAAUCAAGUUGUCCAUUUCGCAAACCAAGUUCAUGAGUGCUCUUUUUUGAAGAAGAUGAAUCCUUUUUUUUCUCCUGAGUGCAAUGUCGCAGAACCUCGUCUUUUGGCUUGUUCGAAUUGAAUUGGUGCAAUCAGACGACUUCAGCAUGCACCAGUCCUUCUUGAGGACAAGGAAAGGCCAACCAACUCACUUACCUUAAAAGAUUCAUGUGCCAAGAGCAAGUUGCCAGUGAGCCAGUGAAUUGUAAUCAUGUUUUUUAAAUAGCUUUGAUGGUUACUUAAGUGCAACUGGAUUCUAUUAUAGAUUUCAUGCUUUUAAAAUGAAUCUAUAAAAUGUACUGUAGCUUUUCGCAUUAUAUUGUCAUUCAUUAUGUAGUACAGACUCUGGCCCAUGGGCAUUGGUCGCGUAAUGCACAUAAAUGGAAAUGCAUGCGUCAUAUUCGUAAACCUUUACAACAUAUGUAGCUCUUUCUGCAGCAGUUAACAGUAACAAACGAUUUGCUGGAGACAAAAAAAAUGAUACAUAGAUUUUGUCAAUCUGUUGGUUUUUAGGUUCUUAAAUGUAGACGAGACAGCUUCAUGGUGUCAUUGAGCAAUGCGGUCACCUGAUGGGCAAUCAUUCUGGAGUGGCAGGUGAAGCCUGUUACUUUUGAGCCAUGUGUUAAUUGCAGAGGAGCCUUCUUUUGCCGGAAUGUUCCGUCGCAAUUUUCUCGAAGGUGUGGGUCAAGGGGUAGAUGUGCUGUCUGUUUCUCCGGGUGCAUGAGCAUUUCCUGUUUCUCUGCCAGACCUGGGAAGCAUUAACCAUUUAACUUUCGCUUCUGGUGGAGAGAUUGUCCUUCUUUUCUUUUCACAAGACCCCGUUUUUAAGACAAAUGCUUAAUGGGGCAACGUCAAAGUCACACCACAUCUUCUUGUUUUCUGGAUCACUGAUUGAUUUGAUUUGAUCUUGUUUUAUUCUUAUUUUUAGAUGUUCUGUCCUGAGAGUGAAGCUCCACAAUGGUUAGGCAGGGUGCCCUGCCCCCCCCCCCCCCCACACACACACCUCCUCCCCAAACCAACCAAGAGUAAGACCUUGAACUGAAAUAUCAUAUCCUGCAUGACCAGAGGAGCAUUGGCCUUAUCUGAGUUGUUUCUCUCUUUGAAGAGUCUCAUUAGGUUUCACUACCUCUCUCAUGUUCAUUAACUUAUUUCACAUCCAGUGGUCGAUGUACAAUUUUUAUUCUAUUUUGAACUACUUGAAGCCUAACACUGUAAUUAAAAUGUGCACAGAAGAAAUAUAUUAUGUACUGAGGGUCAAUGAAGAGUAGCUGAUUUUUUUUCAUUGUUGUUGUUGAUAUUGUUGUUUUUGUUUCUGUUUCGUUUGUCAAUUGUAUAUUCAGCUGAAAUACAUUUUUAGACAAAUAAUUCAGGAAAUACACUGUUAAAGGGCUAAUCUCAUUUUGCCUAUGCAAAUAUGUCAACAGUUGAAAAGGAUUGAAUAGUGUAUUGUGUGAGACCUUUUCAACAAUAUUUGGAUGGAACAAGGUUUACAUUGCCCUUUGCUGAUAUUCUUCAAUCUUGUUCAGCAAACAACUUUUUUUUUUUCUUAUUAUGUUUCUAUAUACAUAUAACAAAUAAUAUAUAUAAAAGAGAAAAUAGUAUAUGCCUUCGUGAUGAAAAAAAUAAGAUUUAAAUAAAUAUGUGUUGUCUGAA